UCUGGCAAAUGGAAGUCAUGUUACUGUCAGACAGAAAUAGAAGUGAGGCUACAUUUACACUCUUGGGCUUCUCAGAUUACCCGGAACUGCAAGUCCCACUCUUCUUGAUUUUUCUGGCCAUCUACAGUGUCACUGUGGUGGGGAAUCUUGGGAUGAUUGUAAUAAUCAAAAUUAACCCCAAACUGCACACCCCCAUGUACUUUUUCCUCAGCCACCUCUCCUUUGUGGAUUUCUGCUACUCCUCCAUCAUUGCUCCCAAGACCCUGGUAAACCUAGUCGUCACAGACAGAACCAUUUCAUUUUUAGGAUGUGUAGUCCAGUUCUUUUUCUUUUGUAUCUUUGUGGUAACUGAGUCCUUUUUAUUAGCUGUGAUGGCCUAUGAUCGCUUUGUGGCCAUCUGCAGUCCCCUGCUCUACACGGUUGCCAUGUCACAGAAACUCUGUGCCUUGCUGGUGGUUGGAUCAUACGUGUGGGGAGUAGCAUGUUCCUUGAUACUAACAUGCUCUGCUUUAAAGUUGUCUUUUCACGGUUUCAACACAAUCAAUCACUUCUUCUGUGAGUUCUCCUCACUGCUCUCCCUCUCUUGCUCUGAUACUUACAUCAAUCAGUUGCUGCUUUUCAUUUUUGCUACUUUUAAUGAAGUGAGUACAUUGCUCAUCAUUCUCAUGUCUUAUGUGUUCAUCGUUAUCACCAUUCUCAAGAUGCAUUCAGCCAGAGGGCGACGCAAAGCCUUCUCCACCUGUGCCUCCCACCUGACCGCCAUCACCAUCUUCCAUGGCACCAUCCUCUUCCUCUACUGUGUGCCCAACUCCAAAAACUCCAGGCACACAGUCAAAGUGGCCUCUGUGUUUUACACACUGGUGAUCCCCAUGUUGAACCCUCUGAUCUACAGUCUGAGAAAUAAGGAUGUCAAGGAUACAGUCAGAAAGAUAAUGGACACUAAAGCCUUUUCUUACUGAGCAUGUUAUUUUACUAG
This is a messenger RNA of Lemur catta (Ring-tailed lemur), 976 nucleotides long. Its product is annotated as olfactory receptor 5D18. Gene Ontology annotation, biological process: sensory perception of smell; G protein-coupled receptor signaling pathway. Lineage: Eukaryota; Metazoa; Chordata; Mammalia; Primates; Lemuridae. The record is from RefSeq and is a predicted model, not a curated record. The transcript has a single exon. Gene Ontology annotation, molecular function: odorant binding; G protein-coupled receptor activity; olfactory receptor activity. The coding region runs from base 9 to 959 and encodes 316 amino acids. Gene Ontology annotation, cellular component: membrane.